This is a messenger RNA of Diceros bicornis minor, 497 nucleotides long. RefSeq names its product galectin-5-like. Gene Ontology annotation, cellular component: cytosol; nucleus. Gene Ontology annotation, biological process: negative regulation of CD4-positive, alpha-beta T cell proliferation; positive regulation of gene expression; negative regulation of type II interferon production. The coding region runs from base 1 to 450 and encodes 149 amino acids. The transcript has 4 exons. The record is from RefSeq and is a predicted model, not a curated record. Gene Ontology annotation, molecular function: galactoside binding; carbohydrate binding. NCBI's taxonomy places the organism in Eukaryota, Metazoa, Chordata, Mammalia, Perissodactyla, Rhinocerotidae.
AUGAUGGACCGGCUGGCAGCCAGUGGUGUUUGCCAGGUGCAGAUGAAACUGACACUGCCUUUCUUCACCAGAAUCCCGGGUGAGCUGUUCCCCUCCAAGAGCAUCAUCAUCUCAGGCACUGUCCUACCCAGUGCUCAGAGGUUCUACAUCAACCUGCGCUCUGGGAAUGACAUCGCCUUCCACCUGAACCCCCAUUUCAAAGAGAAUGCCGUGGUCCGCAACACACAGGUCAACGGUUCUUGGGGGCCUGAGGAGCGAAGCCUGUCAGGAAAAAUGCCCUUCACCCAGGGCCAGAGCUUCUCGGUGUGUAUCACGUGUGAAAGCCACUGCCUCAGGGUGACCGUGGAUGGUAGGCACCUGUGUGAAUACUACCACCGCCUGAAGAACCUGCGUGCUAUCAACAACGUGGAAGUAGGGGGCGACAUCCAGCUGAGCCACGUGCAGACAUAGGCGGGAUCCCUGCCCAGAGAACGAGGGCUGGGGCAUGUUGCUGUCCG